UACUCCUCCCAGCGCCCCCAACAGCUGCCCUGAUACCCACCCUGAUGGCAGGAGUCAGGCUGCUCUGAACUAUUCACUAUUCACUCCAUGGACAGCAUCACCCUCAAACUCUGAGCCACAGGGAGUGGUGGCUACAGGGCUGGACCACCCAGGAGCUGCAGACAGUCAUCACCCAGGUAUGGUCGUGAGAACCAACGAGAAGAUGAGAAAAUGAACUCUCGUGAAGAUCCGGUGACCACGCACGCGGCAGACUUUCCGAGAACAAGACGCGGUUGACCCGAGAGUGAUAAUUAUGAGGCUAACCUGCAUGUUUUCCUUCAUCUUGCUGUUUGGAGUAGCAGGCCUUAUUGUGUUUAUCCAUUUGCAAGAUCCAGCAGAAAUGGUUCAUCAGCAUGGCGUGGCUCCAGGCAUGAAAUUUGGACUGACAUUGCACCGACCGGAAAAGGACUGUACGUCUAACAAUCAAUAUGGGAACGCGGGCGAGAACGCAGACAAACAAUUGCUGCAGAUAAACCAAGACGUUCCGUCGUAUCCCCCUUACCAAUAUGCGGCUGUAUUUCACAACACAAACAGGAGGCAGAAGAAGAUGAUGUUCCUGAGGCGGGAAAACAAGAAGUACAUGGACAGAAAACUUUUAAAGAAAAGAAAGCGCUUUCUCCUCCGUGAGACCCCAGUUUUCAUCCCCAUGAACAGCUCUUCCGUGGACCUCACUCACCUUGAGUUGGAUGACAAGAACGGCAAGUGGAAGAAGCUUUACGAGAUGCAGAGAGAGAGGAAAAAACUGAUGCAGGAGAUCUGUGCAAAGUACAAAAGCAGCAGCCGGAGAAUCAUCACCCCGUACCACGUCUCGCGGAUCUUCGUGGAGGACAAACACAAGCUUCUGUACUGCGAGGUCCCAAAAGCCGGUUGCUCCAACUGGAAACGGGUCUUGAUGGUACUCAAUGGGUUGGCCUCGUCCACCAAGGACAUACAACAUAACACCGUUCACUACGGGAAUUAUUUGAAAAGGCUUGAUAGCUUUGACCGCAAUGGAAUCUUUUACCGACUUAACACCUACACCAAAAUGAUCUUCAUCCGGGAACCCUUUGAAAGGUUGGUGUCCGCUUUCCGGGACAAGUUCGAGCACGCCAAUAAUUACUACCACCCGGUUUUUGGCAAAGCCAUAAUAUCCAAGUAUCGGAUCAACGCCACAAAGGACGCACUGAGGACAGGCUCUGGAGUGCGUUUUAAAGAGUUUAUCCAAUACCUUCUCGACGUCCACAGGCCGGUGGGAAUGGACAUUCACUGGGACCAUGUGAGCAGGCUUUGCAGCCCUUGUUUAAUAGACUACGACUUUAUCGGGAAAUUUGAAAGCAUGGAAGAAGAUGCUAAUUUUCUACUGCGCCUUAUUGGAGCCCCCCAAAACUUGACAUUCCCCCAGUUUAAAGACAGACAUUCUAACGAAGAAAGAACGACCAAUAAAAUCACCCAGCAAUAUUUUGCAGAGCUGUCCCCUAUGGAAAGGCAGAGAACAUUUGAUUUUUAUUACAUGGACUACCAAAUGUUCAACUAUUCCAAACCUUUCGAAGACUUGUAUUAAACGCAUGAACUCAAACACAUUUUGUAAAAAAAAGAAAGAAAAAUAGGCUACAUUCAGGGU
Messenger RNA from Spea bombifrons (plains spadefoot toad), 1639 nucleotides. It is a transcript of the gene CHST8, whose product is annotated as carbohydrate sulfotransferase 8. The record is from RefSeq and is a predicted model, not a curated record. Gene Ontology annotation, cellular component: membrane. The coding region runs from base 293 to 1579 and encodes 428 amino acids. The transcript has 4 exons. Lineage: Eukaryota; Metazoa; Chordata; Amphibia; Anura; Pelobatidae. Gene Ontology annotation, molecular function: sulfotransferase activity. Gene Ontology annotation, biological process: carbohydrate biosynthetic process; proteoglycan biosynthetic process.